Messenger RNA from Labrus mixtus (cuckoo wrasse), 1840 nucleotides. Its product is annotated as UDP-glucuronosyltransferase 1A1-like. Bases 178 to 1839 code for a protein of 553 amino acids. The record is from RefSeq and is a predicted model, not a curated record. NCBI's taxonomy places the organism in Eukaryota, Metazoa, Chordata, Actinopteri, Labriformes, Labridae. The transcript has 9 exons. Gene Ontology annotation, molecular function: UDP-glycosyltransferase activity.
CACACACACACACACACACACACUCAUGGUAAUUCACAAAGGUAUUUCAACGCUGCAGACAGAGGAGUGGUUUCCAGGAGCAUUCAAAGGACAGAUAUUUCUUCCUCCUCAUUCUGACACUCCUUCUUGUCCGUGUUGGAUGCAUUUUCACUGAGCUUUAGACAGAACAAGUGAACAAUGUGGAAAGCUGUGUUUGUGUUCCUGCUGCUAAACAUGGACAUGCAGGCGAACUGCGCUGCAGAUAAGAAGCUGGAGUCCGUAGCAGAAAAGUCCAAACUUGUAGACACAGGAGAGACUGAAGCUGUAACCUCCAGCCCUGCAGGUGACCCGGCCUCUGCACCUUUCCGGGGCAAACUGCUAGUGAUACCCAUGGAUGGGAGUCACUGGCUGUCUGUAAAGGCCCUGUCCCAAGAAUUGGGUCGCCGUGGGCACCAGGUCACCGUGGUGAUACCAGAGGCCAGCAUGCGAAUGGGACCAGGGAAACACUAUGACACUGUUACCUUCCCUAUUCCUUACGACCAGGAAUUCAUCGAUCAGUUCAUGUUGACGAACAAGCACCUGAUGGAAAAAUCUGAUGGGUCCUUUCUACAGCGGGCAAAAACCCAUUUCUCACAAAUCAAGAGAGUAGUAGAAUUCAUCCACACGAUUGCAGAGAGCCUGCUAUUAAAUGAUACGCUCAUCUCGCAUCUGGCACAGCAGGAUUUUGACGCCGUCAUAACAGACCCCAUGGUGCCCACAGGAGCCUUAAUUGCUCGAAAACUAGGUCUCCCCUUUAUUAAUGUGCUGAGGGGUAUUCCGUGUUCCCUGGAUAUGAAGUCUGCAGGCUGCCCCUCCCCGCCCUCAUACGUGCCCCGCUUCUUCUCAGGAUACACAGAUAAAAUGAACUUCAUGGAGAGAAGUAUCAACACUCUGCUGGCUUUAAUGGAGCCAUUGCUCUGCAGAUUGAUGUACUGGCAGUUUGACAACAUGGCCUAUCAGUUCCUGGGAGAGAAGGUGGGCGUGGCUGAGGUGCUUUCUGAAUCUGCUAUCUGGCUGCUCAGGCUUGACUUCACACUGGAGUUUCCGCGCCCUCUCAUGCCAAAUAUGGUUCUGAUUGGGGGGAUGAACUGUGACAUUAGAAAUCCUCUUCCUAAAGAUUUGGAGUCCUGGGUGUCAGGAGAACAUGGAUUUGUAGUGUUUACUCUGGGCAGCAUGAUCUCAGAUAUGCCAGAAGAGACUACCUCCAUUUUUCUUGAAGCCUUCAGACAGAUCCCACAGAAGGUCAUAUGGAGGUACGGGGGGAAGGUUCCUGACAAUGUCCCAGAAAAUGUCAAGUUGAUGCAGUGGGUGCCUCAGAAUGACCUUCUAGCUCAACCUGGAGCGCGGGCUUUCAUCACUCACGCCGGCUCACACGGCCUUUUUGAGGGUCUGUGUCAUGCUGUUCCCAUGGUGAUGAUGCCGAUUUCCGGGGACCAGCCUGACAACGCGAGGAGGUUGGCAAGCAGAGAAGUGGGAGUCGUAGUGGAUCUGUUUAGUAUCACUACAGAAAGCAUUGUCCAAGCGCUGAAUGAGGUCAUCAAUGACACCAGGUAUAAAGAGAACGCGAAGAAGCUCUCAGCUCUCCAUAAAGACCGACCAAUCGACCCGAUGGACCUCUCGGUGCACUGGACUGAAUUUGUGAUGCGGCACAAAGGAGCUAAACAUCUCAGAGCUGCAGCCCACGACCUCAACUGGAUCCAGUACCACUGCCUGGAUGUGAUAGCAUUUCUGGCUACCGUUGUGCUGGUUUUUGUGCUGGUGACAGUAAAAUGCUUCAAACUGUGCUUCCGUAAACUGAGCAGGAAGAGGAAGCAGGAAUAAC